CAUUCACAAGCAUCGAAGACUCGAUCAGCAAGACCUUGACUUUGUUUGUUCUACCCCAGAUUCUUUGUCGUUUCCUCCACAAGCCUCGAAUCUUAUCUACCCGUCACCACAUGACCUUUUGUUGAACCAACCGUUUCUCUCGAGUCAAACAUCGUUGACUAAACUCACGAUCACACGCCCUGAUUUCCCCGCCAAGGAAGCCGCCGCUAGCCGUACACCCUUUGUGCUGACGACUACAUCAUUGUCACGAUCCUUGCCCAUUGAGUAACACGGAAGUCCUGUCUGCUCUCGAUUCAAGCUGUGUGACCAUCUUCUGUAUCCUACCGACUCAACCCAAGCCCUCGGGAACCCUCACCAAACACCAAACUCUCGCAACUUGAAGACAAUAUCGUUAACUCGUAUAUUCAUCAAUAUGGGCUCCCACGACUCUUUGAACCAGGCUGAGGGUGCUCCCCGGUUCUGGUACCGUGAUAACUUCUUCCUCACAAACGACAAGUCCUAUCUGUGUCCCCAAACUUUCAACAAGUCUCUCGAUGACAAUUGGUGGAGCAGCCCCUUGCCUCAAGGACAACUCCAAAGAGUGUUGGACAACUGCUUGACUUUGGCAGUGUACUAUACGCCUCAGACCGCUGAAGAGAUGAAGAGGAAUGGCAUCGCUCAACCCAAAGAUGGCUCUCCUCAUAAGAUGGUCGGCUUCGCUCGUGUAGUUACCGACUAUGUAACGUUGGCCUAUCUCACAGACGUAUUCGUUCUUGAGGAAUUCCAGCGGCGAGGCUUAGCAUCAUGGCUGAUGAAGGCUCUCAAAGAGAUAGUCGACGAAUGGAAGCACAUGCGUGGCCUCCUCCUCAUGACGCACGACCAAGCCGCAGCUCGUCUGUAUCAAAGGGAGUUAGGCGCCCAAGAGUUCGAAAAGGGACCAUCAGCAGGGCUAGUAAUGCUCGAGAUGGCCGGUCCAGCCGAGAAACCCACACCCAAGCAUUGAUUUGCUUUUGCUUUUGUGUUUUUGUUAUCUAGCGAUGCAUUUACUCAGAACUCUCUUGCUGGGUUAUUUAUUUUGAGUGUGGGGGAAUUUGGAAAAUCUGUUUAGCGCUGUGAUCCGGACAUGGCGGCUCGCGUCUCAAUGGCGCGUUUGUACGGGGGAGCAAUGGGGGGCUGGACGGGAUCUAGAGAGACGUAGUCCUCAGGGAGCUGAUAUGAUGCAUCGGAGUCAAAGGCGGAUAGAUCUCCACAGGCAAUAAACGGUGCAACCCAGCGA
This is a messenger RNA of Fusarium verticillioides 7600, 1255 nucleotides long. RefSeq lists its product as hypothetical. NCBI's taxonomy places the organism in Eukaryota, Fungi, Ascomycota, Sordariomycetes, Hypocreales, Nectriaceae. The record is from RefSeq and is a predicted model, not a curated record. Gene Ontology annotation, molecular function: acyltransferase activity, transferring groups other than amino-acyl groups. The coding region runs from base 413 to 982 and encodes 189 amino acids. The transcript has 2 exons.